Chelonus insularis is the source of this 10435-nucleotide messenger RNA. It is a transcript of the gene apolpp, whose product is annotated as apolipophorin. The coding region runs from base 75 to 10274 and encodes 3399 amino acids. The record is from RefSeq and is a predicted model, not a curated record. Gene Ontology annotation, biological process: lipid transport. Lineage: Eukaryota; Metazoa; Arthropoda; Insecta; Hymenoptera; Braconidae. Gene Ontology annotation, molecular function: lipid carrier activity. The transcript has 13 exons.
GCUGUUAGAUUCUGAGAACCCGUUGCUUUGAGUCGAAUUUAUUUGUGAGAUAGUGUGACAUUGAAGAAAUUAUCAUGAGACAUCCACCCCGGCAUUUGUCCGCGGGUUCUUUCAUCGCGGCUUUUCUUCUGCUGUUUGCACCUUCCUUGCGGGCAGAACAAUGUAUGACUGGCUGCCAUGGAAUGGGAACAAGUGGAGGUUAUACACCUGGACAUACAUACAUAUACGAAUUUGAGGGAAAAGCUGUAACGUCUCUGAGUGCGGCUGAAUCCGAUUCAACAAUAAAGCUUAAUGCACUGGUUGAAUUAGCUGUAAAGCCGGAUUGCAUUCAUCAAUUAAAAUUGAAGAAUGUCCGACUAAAUGGAUCACCUACACCACAAAAGGAUAUUGAACAACAUGCCUUACAAUUCAAUUACCACAAUGGACACAUUGAUACGAGUCUCUGUGCUGAACCUCAAGACUCUCAGACAUCACUUAACAUUAAGAGAGCUAUUAUUUCAAUGUUCCAAUCUGCUGUAAUGCAAGAAAAUGGGGUUACAUCCCAUCGUGAGACUGAUAUUUUUGGCAGUUGUCAAACGGACUUUGAAUUUAAAACCAAGGGUGAUUCGGUCGUAGUUAAUAAACGCAGAAAUUUGGGAAGAUGUUCAUAUCGUGAAAGUAUGAGACAUGCUAUCGUCCAUGCUGCUUAUGAUGAAUCGUCUGACUUGAAAUCAUCUCCGGUGCUUGACUCUGAUAUGAAAAUGGAGCAAGUUUUCAAAAAAGGUGUUCUCAAUAAUGCUGAAUCUACAGAAACAUAUAAAUAUAGUCCUUUCUCAGCUACAGAAUCUGGAGCCAAGACUGUCGUUCAUUCUACUCUCACUCUCAAAACAGACAAACCAGAUUCAAGCCCGAAUGCAGCAGUUUCUGUACCAAAGUCAUUGGUUUUUGAACCUCCUUGUCCAUUAACUGACUCUUCGGCCGAUGCUAUCACCAAAGCACUCAAAGCGGUUAAACAGGAAACAGAAUCUCAAACAGUCAAAGAGCAUGCAGCCGAGAAGUUUGGAGACUUAAUCAAAGUAUUACGUAAGAGUACAAAGAAUCAUAUUCUCAAUGUUUGGCGUAAAGUCAAGUCGGGAGCAGAUGGAUUUGAUAAAAAUGCUGAUGCUAAGACUUUCCUUGAUGCUUUAUGUCGUGCUGGAAGUGGAGAAGCUGCAGAAGUAAUGGUAGAAUUAAUUAAAAAUAAGGAAAUUAGUGGUCUCCAGCUAAUGGCUUAUUAUGCUAGUCUUGCACUCAUCGAUCAUGUUAAUCUGCCAGCAGUUACUGCAGUUACAUCACUUCUCGAUUUACCUAAUGUACCUCGAAUUGGUUAUAUGGGAAUUGGACGUGUUAUUGGAAAGUACUGUCAACAUCACGAUUGUCAAAAUGCUGCUGAAAUAAAAACAGCUUUGAGUAAAAUCGCAUCAAAAAUCGGUAAUGGAAAAUCUAAUAUUCGUGAAGAAGAAAAUAUUAUGAUUGGUGCAAUGAAAGCUCUUCGUAAUGCUAAUUAUCUCGACGAUGAAACAAUAGAUAAGUUGAUUGCUAUUGUUAAAGAUAAAUCAGUUCACAACCGAGUUCGAGUAGCUGCAGUCGAAGCUCUUACUGCCAAAUGUUCAAUGAAAUGGAAAAAACCAAUGAUUGAAGUAUUUGGAGACAAGGAAGAAGACAGUGAAAUAAGAAUCAAAACUUAUCUAAGUUUAGUUGAAUGUGCAUGCCCACAAACUGUUAACAUGAUGAAAGAAAAAAUUGACGCUGAGACAGUUAAUCAAGUCGGCUCUUUUGUAACAACUCAUUUAAGAAAUUUGCGAGCUAGUACAGAUCCAAGCAAGCAAAACGCCAAGAGGCUUUUCGCAGAAGUCAGACCUCGUACUAAGUUCCCUGAGGACUUCCGUAAGUUUUCGUUCAAUCGAGAAUUCUCAUACAAUAUUGAUACCUUUGGUAUUGGAUCCGUUGUCGAACAAAAUGUAAUUUACAGUCAGAAAAGCUUUGUUCCACGUUCAAUGAGCUUGAACCUCACUACUGAACUCUUUGGACGCUCUUUUAAUUUCUUAGAGAUUGAUGUUCGUAGUGAAAAUGUUGACAGACUCAUUGAACAUUAUUUUGGUCCAAAGGGAUUUUUUAGAAAUAAAGAGUUACCACAGUUAAUAUCAGAAGGUGAUAAAACUUUCAAAGAUAUGUAUGCUCGUGUGAAUGAACAUCUUGGAAAAACUACACGUGGUCGUCGCAGUACUAUUAAUCCAGCCGAGCUUGCUCAAUUCGCUAAAAAUGCCAAGCCUAAAGAUACAGAAGUUGAUGAAGACGUAGACAUUGAUCUUUCAAUCAGAAUGUAUGGAGUUGAGUUGGCCUACAUUGAUCUCCGAGACAAGAGUUCAGGUUUCAAUCCAACGCAUGCUGUUGAUAGGAUAUUUGACUUCAUUGAUCGUGCAUUUGACAAAGUCAAGAACUUUGAUUAUAGCACAUCUAAUCAUAUUCACUUUAUGGAGUUAGAUCUUGUUUAUCCAACUGGUACAGGUUUUCCAUUAUCUAUAGGAAUCGAAGGAAAUGCUGUGACUCAUAUCAAAGCUAAUGGCAAGCUUGAUAUCCCAGCAAUUAUGAAAGAUCCAAAUAAUGCAAUGGUUAAAAUUGGUUUUGAACCAAGCGCUAAUAUUGCUGUUGUUACGAACUUUGCUAUAGAGCCAUUUGGUAAUAAAGCAGGAAUUAAAAUGAUCAGCCGCAUGCAUACAGCUACCGGAUCAGAAUUGACUGUCAAGAUGUUGAAUGGUAAAGGUAUUGAUAUUAACUUUGGAAUACCAAAAAAGAAGCAAGAGAUCAUUAGUGUAUCGAGUGAGGUUCUAUUUGUCGAUAACAAAGGACAAACACACUCACCCAAGUUCCCCAAUGGCAAAGAGCAUUCUGAUUGCUUUGAUCAAUUUUCCACUAUUCUCGGACUAACAGUUUGCGGUCAUUUCUCCUACCCUUAUGAUACUAUUGAAUCCGUUCGUAACCGAGCUAUGUACCCACUAAGUGGACCUGCUAAGUUCGCUAUUAGUGUGGAAAACAAUGAUGCAACAAGUUAUCAUCUCAGAGCUCACUUAGAUACAUCUAAAGAUGAUGAAAAAUCAUUUGAACUUUUAUUUGAUACUCCCAAUAGUAAAACUAAUAGGAAAAUAGCAUUAAAUGUUGAUGCUGCUUAUAAACCUGAAGAAAAAUUUGUUGAAGCUAAAUUCGAUUCUCCAUUUAAAAAAAUUGCAGGAAAAAUUUCAUUACAAAAUACUGACAAGAAAAAAACACUUGCUGUAUCUCUGGAUCAUGACAUUGAUCAUUAUUAUGGAACUAUCGGCCUUAUAGCAGAUGGAAAUAAAUACAAGCCUAUAUUGGAAUAUAAGGUACCAGAACAUAUUGAAAAAUUAGCAGGUGGAAAAGGAUCUAAAGGAGGAAAUGCUGCGUAUAAAAUGGAAGGUGAUAUUGCAGUUGCUGAUAGCGGUGAUGGUAAAAAGUAUACCUUCGACAAAGUAACUCUAUUAGCCUCAGAUAAAAAAUUACUUAGUAUAGAUGGUUAUGUGCAGACUAAACCUAAUGGUUUGUUGGUUGACGCUGCUGUUUCUCAUAAUGAAGAAAAUGUAAAGAUCAAAUUUGAUGGCAAAAAACUUAACGAUGGUUUCGAUGUUAACAUAGCUGCAAUACCAUCUAAAGAUCCUACUAUUGGUUUUAAAUUAAUGUGGCAUUACGAUCGAUCAAACGGUUUAAUUGAUAACAACUUUGUUUUCAUCUAUGGCCCAGAUCUUGAAUCUAAAACUAAUCGAUUUACAUUCAUUGAUAAACUAUCCUAUGAGAAGAAUGAACGGCCAACUCAUCCUUACGAGUACUUAAAUUCAAUAAAAACUAAAACUGAAAUCACUUGGCCAGCGCAAGAAGUAUUAGUUAAACUUGAAAAUCAUGUUGCACAAACUGGUUUCGAAAGUGAAUUUAAUAUUCAAUACGGUAAAUUCAAAAUUGGAUCUGAUGUUGAAAUCGAGGUUGAACAAGGAGCACCACAUAAUUGGGAAGUUGAAUGGGAUGCUUAUAUAAUGGACAGUAAAUUGGCAGUUGGUGCUAAACACAAGAAAUUGUCAGACCACAAGAGGAAAUUUGAGGGCAAGCUUGAGUUUCCUGGGGCUAAGUAUGAGGUUGAUACUACUGUAGACUAUCAAGUGGAUACUCAUCGUAAAUACAUCCAAUUUAGUAGUGACAUGAAAAUCAAUGGAAAGAAUUUGAAAGUAAAUUACGGUCUUGAUGCUAAUCCUCAACAAAUUAAAAGCGAUGCCAUCAUUAGUUUGAAUAACGCUAAAUACCUUGACUUCCUCUUAAAAAUUCAACGAGCCAAUAAUCCUAAUGGAAAGCUCAACUUGAACAUGAAGAAUAUUGUGGCUGUCACUGGACAAUUCAAUUAUCAAAACGGCAAAGGAGACGCUUCAGUUGAUGUGGACUUCCCUAAAUUGGACCGUAAGAUGAAAGGAACCGGUCAAUUGACUGUAACUGGACCCAAACACGUUGGAGAAGUUGAAAUACUUCUUAAUGCCGACAAAGAUCCAAGCAAACGAAUUAAAUUUACAACUGAUUCAGAAGUAAAGAAGAAUUUCAUCAAUUCCAAAAAUGUCAUUGAAAUCUUAUCACAUAAAUUUGAAGUCAAUGGCAAAGGAACUGUUGAAGAGAAAGGACCUGGAAAGAAUGCAUACAAAGGAGAGGCAGACAUAACUUUGCCCAAUGGACGUUAUUUCAAUUUCAAAGGACAACAAGAUAUCAGUCGUCAAAAUGAUCAAACUGAAGCAUAUGGUAAUUACGAAUUAUCUGAUCAUUCAAAAAAAGACGCUCCAGGCCGUAAAAUAAAUUACAAAUAUGACAUGGCCGUUACACAACCUAAGAAAGAAGAAUUUGGAACUAAGCACGAGUUAAACUUUGUUAAUACUGAUGGAAAAGAUUUACAACUCUUGGUCGCAUCUAGACACAUGGCCGACAAGACUAAGCCUGAUUUUAAAAAAUGUGAAUUGAAAACAUCUGCAAAGGGUGCUUAUUUGCCACGACCAUUUGAUCUCUUAUUUAGCAUGAACUACAACAAGAAAAAUGAUAAUGUUGUAGGAAUAAAUGGAUUUUGGGAUCUAGAAUCAUCGUUAGGCAGUGAUUUAUCUGUUAAAGGAUCAGGUAAAUUCGAAGAUGGUGGUGAUGGUACUAAGCCUCAUUAUUCUGAAUUAGAUGUAGCAUUUGUUUUUCCAUCUGAAAAAUUACGUAAUCUUAAAUAUCAUGAGGCAAUAACUUUUAAGACACCUGAUGUUCACGGAGAGUUGUAUUACAAGGACGAAGCUGCAUUAACUUAUAAUGACGAUAAGACAAUUAAAGCAGCAAUUGAAACUAAACAGACUAAGUCAGAAUCCGGAAAAGUUAAAGAUGGAACAACAAAGAUUUCGUUAAAUUUACUCAGUUAUCCUCAAUUAACAUUAGAAUCUUCUCAUAAACAUGACGCAACAGCUGAAAUGAAAAAGAGUUCUGGAAAAUUAGCUAUUAGCUAUGGAGAUAAAAAAGUCGCUAGUGAAAUCGACGCUUCAUAUUUACCAGAUUUAUCACAAAUAAAUAUGGUAGCAAAAGCAACAACACCUUUGGAAAAAUAUCAUUCUGUUAACUUUGGACUUGUUCAUAAGCACAAUAAAGAAGGAUUUUGGGAAAAUGAUAUCUCUUUGACUGCUGAUGACAAGAAGUAUGAAAUGAAGAGUGAAUUCGAGAUGAAUCCUUCCGUUCAUCGUGCGCAUGUCGUCUUUGCUUGUCCUGAUGGAAAGACUGAGCUUCUUGCCAAAGUUAACAAACUUAGUGAAACUGAAUAUAAAGGUGAAUGGAAAAUUGACUCACCUAAAGGAUUUGCUCAUGCGGAUGGACACGUUAAGAUGGACAGUGUUGACAACUUCAUGAUUGAGACGAAUUUCGAUAGUGACAAGAUCAAACAUCGUAAGAUUCAUGCAACAAUUAGCACGGCGCCUGCAGUCAAGACUGGAAAGAGAAUCGUUUUGACAGUGACUAGCGAUGGAAAGAAUAUUAUUACUGGAAGUACGAAUUAUAGUAAACGGGAUGAAGCUGGAAAGAUCAUUGUUGAAGGAAACGGUAAUUUGAAAAUUGGAGAAAAUACAAGGAGUUCAAAGUUUACUUAUUCGCGCAAGCAAUUGACACGAGAGAACGAUGGAGAAACUGGUGUUGCUAUUUUGUUGAAUGCCAACUUUGGUCCUUCAGCAGUUGUUGGGGAACUCAAGCUCUCAGACAAAGAAGUACUAGUAUUUAAUAGCUACUGUGAGCAGAGCAAAGAUUGUGCUCACUUCAAAUUGCAAUCCAAUGUCGAUACUAAUCAGAAAACUCCUAUUGACCAUCAAAUAACUGUCGAAGUCGACCUCAAGAAAUUCAAUGUACCUGUCGAGUUUGGUUUGAAAACCAAUACAAAGUAUCAAGCCAAAGAAAUGACAUUUGAUCAUGCUGCCAACUUAUAUCUACAUACUUCUAAAGAUAAAACUCAAUAUUCAUCUAAAAUAUACAUGCAUCCUAAAGAGUCGGCUAUCAUAUUGACACUACCAAGCCGCGAAUUAGCUUUGAUCGCAGCUGUUGAUGUUCCGAAAAAUAAAUUCCCAAUGGGUCCAUAUAAAAUUGAUAUUUCUGCUUACUUAGAUCGUAAAAAUCAUCCUAAUGAUAAAACUAGCUUUGUUGCUAAUGGUGAUCUUAAUGUAGAGAAAAAUGCAUUCUCUAUCGCUGGUGAAUCUCGAUUCAUUUAUCCAACACAGACGAAGGAUAUGGUCAUUAAGGGUAAGCUCGCUUAUGGUGGAGACAAUUUACUCGAUGCUAAUGUUGACAUUGACGUUUUUGCAAAAAAGCCUCAGAAGAUUACCAUAGUUACACGGUUAGUGAAAAACAGUAUUCCAAAAGGUUACAAUAUCACUGGGGAUAUUGAGAUUACUAGCCGCGGACAGCAACUGAAAGUUGACAUCGAUCAGCACCUAACACUCUCUCCAACUGAUAUUGGCUUCGGAUCUAUGAUGGCAUACACAGACCAGAAUCAAAAACCAAAGAGUAUGGGUGUGUUAUUUUCUCUUAAUGCGGUUGAAGCUCAUCUGCUUGUUCAAGCUCCAACUAGAACUGUAAUGAAAGUCGAUUCAAAGAUGAAGUCAACAUUCGAAACAGCAUCAAAGAAUUCUAUUGAAUUAAAUUCUGAAGUUGUUAUAUUAGACAAUCCGCCUGUGGUUAUUUUAUUGGAAGCACGCGAUUUCAACAGAUUUAAAUAUCAAAGCUACAGAAAGGAUAAACCUGACACGAAAUUCGUAGCUGAUGGACACUUGGUGAUUGGACAAGUAGCUGAAUUCCACGCUGAUGCUUACAAGAAUGGUGAAAAGAAACCAAUGUUUAAUAUUGGAGUUUAUUUGGAUGAAAGCCGAUUCCUCAAACCUACUUUUGGCUAUAACAAAGACAAUGUCGCUUACAUGAUUGAUUUCUACCGUGAACGCAUUGUUAAACAUCUAGAACAGAUGAAACAAGCUGCUAAAGAAGUAGCUGAUGAAGCAAAUGUUGAGUUUAAAGAUCUUUAUGAACAUUUGAAAAAAGCUCAGCCUAACUGGAAACCCAUUAUUGAUUAUUAUGAAGCAGAGCUUGAAAAAUUGAAACAAGAAUUAAAUGCCGACACGACAAUCAAAGAAAUCCAAGCAACUUUAAAUAAAGUAUUUGGUGGAUUUGUUACAGCUCUUACUGACGUUGUCAACCAAUUGAGUAAACGUAUGGUAGAACUGAACAAACAAUUACAUGAAAUUGGAGAAAAAAUAAUGCAUGCUGUGAAAGCUACUUAUCCUAAAUUAAAAGAAUCAUUCGAUAAAGUAGCACAUGCUGUUAUAGAAAUUACUGAUGCAGCUAGUAAACUUGUUGCAACUUAUAUUAAAGCUAUUCUUGACAUUCUUAAUCAACAUCAGAAAGAAAUUAAAGAACUUAUUUCUGUAGUUAGUGAACUUAUUCAUGAUAUAGCUAAAGUAUUCCUUAAGGCAUACGGUGAAAUUGAAAACGAAGUGAAAAACUUCAUUAAGCUUUUCACUGGACAGGUUCAAGCGUUACCAAUUUACGAAAUCAUGAAAGAAAAAUACCAAGAACUUUCUAAUUUCAAAGUACCCGAUACUAUUUUAGUGCCAAUUGAAGAAGCUUUUAUUCAACUAAAACGAGUACUUCCUACCGAAGAACUUCGAGAAUUCUUCACUGUUACGUAUAAUUACAUCAUGAAACACCUUAAACAUCAGAAGAUUGACGACGGUGCUGAAAUUAAAAACAUUUACAACCAUGCGAUCGAUGCAAUUCACUCUAUUAUUGAAUUAUUGAGGAAUCGAGGUGGCGCUGAACAAUUUUACGGGCUAUUUGACAUGAAACUGCCUACUGGUUUUGGAAAUUUGAAGGAUCUGCCUGGUAUUCCGGUUUUGAGAGUGUCUAUUAUUAAUCUUCUCAGAAAUAAUGAGCUUCCAUCGAUUACUGACUUGUAUUAUGCUUACCGACCUACUCAUUAUGCAUCUGACAUCAUUCCACCAUUCAGUAAAAUUGGAGUUGUUGUCGAGGGAGGUCAUUUCUUUACCUACGAUGGUCGUCAUCUUACCAUGCCUGGUACUUGCGAUUAUGUUUUGGCUCAAGAUACACGCGAUGGCAAUUUCUCUGUUGUUGGCAGCUUUAACAAUGGAAAACUUAUCAGUAUCACUAUCGUUGCUCCGGGAGAAAGCAUCACGCUCAAAUCUAAUGGCAAUAUCUUGGUAAACGACAAAGCUGCAGAAUAUCCCGCAAGCACAGCAAAUCUUCAUGCAUUCCUUACUCCUCCUAUUGUCAAUGUCAAAUCCGACUACGGUAUUCAUGUAGCUUGUAGUCAUAAAGCUCCGAUGAUUUGUAGUGUUCGUGUAUCUGGUUUCUAUCACGGAAGACUGCGUGGACUCUUUGGUGAUGCAAAUAAUGAACCUUAUGAUGAUUUCACUUUGCCUUCAGGCCAUAUUACUGAAAAGGAAUCAGAGUUCGGAAAUGCAUACAGAUUAAAUUCAGGAUGUGCUGAAGCACCAACAGCAGAUCAUCAAAAUCACCAACGAAAUCCAACGUGUACUGAAUAUUUCACCGGAAGCUCUUCUAUGAGCUCCUGCUUUAAUUAUGUAAAUCCGACAAUAUACCGUCAAGCCUGUGACCACGCUACAAGUGCGGGAACCCCACGAGCCACUUGCUUGAUGUCCGCUGCUUACGUCGCAGCAUGCCGUCAUCAACGAGUUUAUAUUUCAAUUCCCUCUGCUUGUGGUAGCUGUAAACUCGGAAAAGAUGAAAUUGCCAUCGGAGAUUCAUUUAGUGUAAAAAUCCCCAAGAAGGAAGCAGACGUCAUCUUUGUCGUCGAACAAGAUUCGAAAAACGAAAAGAUAUUUAAAGAGCUCAUAACUCCACUUAUUUCAGAACUUAAAAAUGAAUUAGCUCAUCAUGGAAUUACGGAUGUACGUAUUGGCCUAAUUGGUUACGCUGAUAAUAUGAAAUGGCCUCAACAUUACACAACUGGUGGAAGCAUGAAUAUUGAUGGUGAAGUUAAAAAUAUGAACUUCAGCCCAAGCUCUCCUUUAAUCAGUUUGAAGGAAGCCAAAGAAGGAGACACUCAAACAAGACUUAAGUUUGCUAAACAAAGGCUGGAUGUUGAGUUAGGAACAUUCAAACUUACUGAUGCUUAUGAAGAAGCUGUUCGUUAUCCAUUCCGUACUGGCGCAGCUAAAAUUGUAGUUGGAGUAAUUGCUAAUCCUUGUGAGAAGAGCCCUCUUCCACUUUCACUUCAACAAUUGAGACUCUUUAUGGGAGAGAAAGUCUAUCGAGAUUUAGGACUGACUUACUAUCAUGUUGGAUAUCUGAAAGACAUUUUAGUAUCUGGUAAACCGCAGAAAAAUAUUGUGGGCUACGAUGCUGAUGCGGGCUAUACAUUCAGUGACAAAAAGAAGCCAUUGGAAGGCAGCAUUGAUAAAAAUAACUUAGUCCUCAGUAGCAAUGAUGUGUGUGCUGGUUUCGCACUUAGUUCGGGAGGUGCUGCAUUCAGCUCUAACCACUUCUUAGACGCUAAACAAAACCAGAAAAAACAAUUCAUUUCAAUUAUGGCUCGAAGACUAGCUGAGGGAAUUACGGAGGUGGAAUUGAAUGAAGAUUGUGUGUGUAAACAACAGCGUGGACUUGAUGGACAUGCCAAUUGUAAAAUUGUUGGUCGUAAAGAGAAAGGACACACUAAAAAUGGUGCUAAGGGUUGAGUAUCUGUAAAAGUGAACAUUUAACUUUUGAUUAUUAAAUAUUACUAGAUAUUGUGCUGCGCUAAGAAAUAUUUUUUAUUAAAUUAAAAAUCCCCUGUACGAUACUAUAUAUGUAAUUCAAAUGUGAAUAUCUAAUAAAUACAUGUAUCUAGUAAAUGAUG